CGGGACAAAAUUGUAAACUUCAACAGAGCGUUGGUUGCAUCUGAAAAAAAAAAUAAAAAACAUUUGCUCAGUAUGGAACAAAGUUUAAAAAUCAUUGCUUUAGUAGUAUGUCUUAAUUUUGGUAAAUAUUGUUUUGCCUGUGAAACUGAUCAAACAGAUUUUCAAUCGAUAACAGACAUGUGUAAUCAAACUCAUCAAACUGGUGCAGAAAAAUUACUUUACUUAUAUGACCAGGGAAUAUUACAAGAUGAAAACGAAAUGGACCCAAAGUGUUUCCUACGUUGUUUGUUUGAAACAUCCUUUAUGGUUUCUCUUGAAGAUGGAACUUAUGACAAUUGUAAAGUUGUACAAUAUUUUGGUCGUAUGAAAACUGAUGAUGACUCAAGACAAAAUGAAUUAAUGGCAAUUUCUGAAAAAUGUGGACCUAAAACUGAUCAUGCUGAUAUGUGCGAGCGAACAUAUAAAUUUGUGAAAUGUUUCAUCACUAAAGAAAAUGAGUUAUUGCGAGGUGAAGUAAGCGUCUCUUAAAAUUAAAGUUAAAAAUCUUUAACUAAUUUAAUAAUUAUGUUAAGGUUAAUCGAUCUAUAACACAAAGAAGAGAUAAAAAUAUGAACUUUUGAAAGAAAGUUAUCUUGAAUUUUAAUUAUUUCGUAAAAAUUCGACGUAGGUUAGUUAAUGUAGAGUCGUAAGACACUCAAACUAGAUAAUAUUUAAACUGUUGUUGUUUAAUAGAAAUAAGAAAUGUAGUAAAUUUUUAAGAACAAA
Chrysoperla carnea is the source of this 765-nucleotide messenger RNA. RefSeq lists its product as uncharacterized. NCBI's taxonomy places the organism in Eukaryota, Metazoa, Arthropoda, Insecta, Neuroptera, Chrysopidae. The record is from RefSeq and is a predicted model, not a curated record. The coding region runs from base 73 to 528 and encodes 151 amino acids. The transcript is spliced from 4 exons. Gene Ontology annotation, molecular function: odorant binding.